Molecule: messenger RNA, 486 nt
Organism: Lichtheimia ornata
Lineage: Eukaryota; Fungi; Mucoromycota; Mucoromycetes; Mucorales; Lichtheimiaceae
Exons: 6
Coding region: 1-486 (161 amino acids)
Biological process (GO): transmembrane transport
Molecular function (GO): transmembrane transporter activity
Source: RefSeq, a predicted model, not a curated record
AUGUCGACAAAAUCACUGAAUACACCCAUCGGUGAUACUUCAAGAGAUACCGCCAGCAGCAUUGCUGUGACCUUGGAGAGUGAUCGGGUCGCUAUUGCUGCAAACAAGGCUGCAGUGGCUGCCAAUACAAAUCCUCGAUGGAAGUGGUAUCUCAUCUUUUUUGGUCUGCAGCUGGCAUUAUUUUCAUCAGCGUUAGAGUACUCCAUUGUAUCCACAGCUUUACCCAAAAUCGGUUCCGACUUGGAUGCCAUGCUCAUCUCAUCUUGGGUGGUCACAAGCUAUAUCGUCACUCAGAACGCGUUCCAACCCAUAUGGGCCAAACUUUCGGAUAUCUUCGGUCGCAAAUGUAUCUUGCUUGUUACACUCUCCCUCUUUCUGACAUGUUCCGCAUUGUGUGGCGUGUCACAGUCUAUGACAUGGCUGAUUGCGGCACGUGCCUUUCAAGGGAUCGGUGUUGCUGGGGUAUUUCCAUUGGUAUGUGUGUGA